This is a messenger RNA of Hibiscus syriacus, 634 nucleotides long. Its product is annotated as cytochrome b5-like. The transcript has 4 exons. The coding region runs from base 1 to 486 and encodes 161 amino acids. NCBI's taxonomy places the organism in Eukaryota, Viridiplantae, Streptophyta, Magnoliopsida, Malvales, Malvaceae. Gene Ontology annotation, molecular function: heme binding. Gene Ontology annotation, cellular component: intracellular membrane-bounded organelle; membrane. The record is from RefSeq and is a predicted model, not a curated record.
AUGACAAGCCUCGACUCAACCCUUUCCACUCGCCCCUCAUUUCCAUUCCCCCGUCUUCUUCUCCUCACAACAGUUGAUGGAGAAAAGGUUUUUGUUUUCGAAGACGUGGCAAAGAACAAGGAAAGGAAUAAUUGUUGGCUAUUGAUAUCUGGAAAGGUGUAUGACAUAACCAAAUUCUUGGAGGACCAUCCUGGAGGAGAUGAAGUCUUGCUAGCCGCUAGUGGAAAAGAUGCGACACAGGACUUCGAAGAUGUUGGUCAUAGUGAUGAUGCAAGAAACAUGAUGGGGAAAUACUACAUUGGUGAGGUUGACAGCUCGACUGUUCCUGCACCAAAGAAGAUCAAAAGGGAGCCAAUUUCAGUGACUCAUAAAGGCGAUGAAUCUGGGUUUCUGUCUAAAAUAUUACCGCUCUUGGUUCCCCUCUUGAUCUUAUGUUUCGCAUUCGGUUUGCGCUUCUUGGGGGAAAAGGGAAAAGCUGAAGCUUAGCUUUCCUACCUUUUCCCCCCAUUGUUGAACAUUCAAAAGGUGUGCGGCUGCUGAUAAUAAAGUUGGUGAAAGCUGUGUUUGUUGUAACAUUCAAUGAAUAUCUUCUAUUUGUUGCUAAUAAUAACGGCUUGACAUGUCUCAUUCUCAA